UUAGCUGUCGAGGACACGAUCAUUGUAAUUAACCCUUUUACAAAUUCUUUUCGCCUAAAGAGGUUCUCAUUUUUGUACUUUAUCUGGUUUAUCCAAAUAUGUUAUAAAAUUCCAAAAAACCAUCCAUUUACCACUUCAUUAUUCCUUACAAACAACAGAACCGUAAGCAAGGGCAUUUCAGUCAAUUCCUACUCAGCCCUCCAUUGCUUCCCUUCCCGGACCCGCCCUCCUCCUCCUCCUCCUCCUCUGUUGGCAACCUCUCUCAUAUAUGGAAAACGAAAUUUCCAAGUCUACCGCUAACGCACUCCCCAACGAUCGUAUCAAGCUCAACGUUGGAGGCAAGCUUUUUGAAACCACAAUAUCCACACUCCAAUCGGGCGGUCCGGAUUCACUCUUAUCUACUCUCUCGACCCGACCUGGCCAUGACCCGAUUUUCAUUGACCGAGACCCGGAGAUUUUCUCCGUCCUCCUUUCUCUACUCCGCUCCAACCGUCUCCCCUCCACUGCACGCGGUUUCUCCAAGCAAGAACUCGCCGACGAGGCUCUCUACUACGGCAUUGAUUCGCGCAUACGCGACGCCAUCUCUCCUCCUCCUCUCUCUGGAAUUGAUGCUUCAAUCGUCUCCACCAUCUGCCCCGCCUCUGACGGCCUCGUAUCCUCAUUCACCGCGGCUGCAGACGACGGCUCUGUCUGCACUGCUCACGGCGGCCAAAUCUCCUUCUACGAUCACAAUCUAACCCACAUCUCCACAGUCCGUACGCACCUCGAAGAUAUCACCUCUAUCCGCCACGUAUGGCCCGAUGUCGCCGUCGUCGGUUCAGAAUCCGCCGCGGGGAUCCAUUUCUACAAUUUCUCCACUGCGCGUUACAUCGAGUCAAUUCACUGGACUGACUCGACCGAUCCGAGAAUCUACAAAGCUCGAGUCAGCUCAAUCGCUGACUCAUCAAGUCAAAUCUUUGCCUCCUUUGACUGUCCACACAGAGAGAACUGCAUACUAUCAAUAGACAAAUUAACGCUUCAGAUCUCAUCAGAGAUCACGAGACAAUCGGGGAGCGCUUCCAAGAACACGGUCCCCGGGAAGCUGACGUGGCUUCCGGAGACCGGCGCAUUAAUCGGAUCGGCGGUUACAUGUGGGGCGUUUGGUUAUUCAGGAUAUAUUAGAAUGUGGGACCCACGGAAUGGUGAGGUGAUUUGGGAGACGAGUGAGCCAGGUUCCGGACGAAGCAGCAGGUUCGGAGAUUCGUUUGCGGACGUGGACGUUGACGUGGGUGGGUUGACGUUGUUUAAAGUCUGCUCGAAGUCUGGUGAUUUAGCAGUGGCAGAUUUGCGCAAGUUAGGUGAUGAUCCGUGGAUCUAUAUUAACGAGAAGAACCCUAGCAUGAGAUUUAUUGGUGGUGCAAGUAAUAGUGUGCUCCAUUGUUACAAGAGCCAGGUUUUUGUAGGAAGAGAUGGGAGUUUAGAGGUUUGGUCAAAAGAGAAUAACGUAGUUGGAGAGGGGUUGUAUAGGAGAAAUUUUGUGGAUAAAGUGGAGGAUUCAAAGAGAGGGGUGAUAAGGAAAAUUGAAGGGGGCGGAGAUAGGUUGUUUGUUAGUAGGGAAAAUGUUGAGGGCAUUGAAGUGUGGGAAAGUUCUUAUUUUUCUGGUGCAAUUUUGGUUUAGUGUGUGCUAGUUUAGUAAAGUUAAAAUGGCACGGGGUUUUCUCGGAUGCUAAAGAAUCCGAUUAUCUGCAGCUGCUGUAACUGGUGGCUUUCAGGAUAUCUCACUGGUAUGUGUUGGCCUUUGUGUUCAUUUUUUGCCCUUGAAUUUUACAAUGAUACAUAUUUCUUA
Populus euphratica (Euphrates poplar) is the source of this 1825-nucleotide messenger RNA. Its product is annotated as BTB/POZ domain-containing protein. NCBI's taxonomy places the organism in Eukaryota, Viridiplantae, Streptophyta, Magnoliopsida, Malpighiales, Salicaceae. The record is from RefSeq and is a predicted model, not a curated record. The transcript has a single exon. Bases 269 to 1657 code for a protein of 462 amino acids. Gene Ontology annotation, biological process: protein homooligomerization. Gene Ontology annotation, molecular function: protein binding.